GUACUUGAUGGUGCUCCGAAGCGACUACGAUGAAUAGUAUAGCGUUUUGAAUUUCUGAACAAAUAAAUUAUAUUAGUCAAAAUGGCAACGAGAAAUUUGACGGAACCGUUCAUUUUAAUGCGUAAUAAUGCAUUACAAAGCAAACACAUAUACGCUGAACAGAAUCUGUCCGAUCGAAUGUCGUUAGUGGCUUCGGAGACUGGCAGCUCUGAUAAUGUAGAAUUGAGGAACAUCAAUUUGGAGAGUAAUGCACCACCUGUUUGGAUAGACUCCUUGGAAGAAACACAAUAUAUUUUAAGUAGAUUACGCGUGAAGAUAGACAGCUUAAUAGAGUUACAAGCUAAACAGUUAACUAGGCCGACAUUAGAUGAUACAUCAAAGGAAGAAAGACAAAUGGAGCAACUGACGCGAGAAAUAGGACGCGCGUUUUCUAGCGGUUAUAGUCAAGUGCAGACUAUUAAAACUGCGACAAGGCAUACUAAUAAACCUAUAGAACGUCAGUUAGCUACGAGCGCGGUAAUGGCUCUUUCGACCGCUUUGCAAGAGCUGGGUAUUCGAUAUAGAUCAGCUCAGAAUCACUACUUAACACAGAUAAAAUCGAGGGAAGAGAGGAGCAAUCAAUUUUUUACCGAAGAUCAAUCGAUAUUUUUAAAUAACGCCGCGACCGAUACGUGGCUGAUGGAAUCCAAUGAAACGAAUUCGGAGAGUUGGCACAACAACGAGCAACGACAAGACUCUGUACUUUUGCAAUUAGAAGACACGGAAGAUAGAAUGAAAUUAGCCGUGGAAAGGGAAGAACAAAUUGGCAACAUAGUUCAAAGUAUAGCGGAUCUACGGUAUAUAUUCAAAGAUUUAGCAAAUAUGGUGCAGGAUCAGGGCACUAUCUUGGAUAGAAUCGAUUAUAACGUUGAACAAACACAAGUACAAGUACAGGAAGGCUAUAAACAAUUGAAAAAGGCAGACUCUUACCAAAGAGCCAAUAAAAAAUUAUAUUGUAUAGUCGUUCUUGCCGGGGCUAUUAUUCUAGUUAGUUUUCUUUUCAUCGUAUUCAAAACAUAAGACGCAAUAUUAAU
Colletes gigas is the source of this 1073-nucleotide messenger RNA. RefSeq names its product syntaxin-16 (gene Syx16). Gene Ontology annotation, biological process: vesicle fusion; intracellular protein transport; vesicle-mediated transport. The transcript has 5 exons. NCBI's taxonomy places the organism in Eukaryota, Metazoa, Arthropoda, Insecta, Hymenoptera, Colletidae. The record is from RefSeq and is a predicted model, not a curated record. Bases 82 to 1059 code for a protein of 325 amino acids. Gene Ontology annotation, cellular component: SNARE complex; endomembrane system; membrane. Gene Ontology annotation, molecular function: SNAP receptor activity; SNARE binding.